Messenger RNA from Verticillium nonalfalfae, 1017 nucleotides. RefSeq lists its product as uncharacterized. The record is from RefSeq and is a predicted model, not a curated record. Bases 1 to 1017 code for a protein of 338 amino acids. NCBI's taxonomy places the organism in Eukaryota, Fungi, Ascomycota, Sordariomycetes, Glomerellales, Plectosphaerellaceae. The transcript has 2 exons.
AUGACACCCACGCAGAUGACCGACAGCCGCAGCCCCGAAGUCAACGGCGACAUGACCACGAUCUGGAUCCCCCUGACGACGGCGUACCCCUGCCACACCUCCUGCUCCUCCCUCUUCUGGCGCCUCGACAAGGAAGACUCCCCCAUCGUCGCAUGGGACCCGGGCUACGAGCUCUGGGUCGACCCCUCGGCCUCCUGCCAGCCCGCGGCCGUCUCCUCCUGGUGGCACGCCGAAGACCGCGACGAAGACAUCGUCCAGACGCGCUGGAGCCUCGGGCCGCUCGUCUGUCCCGAGGCCUACACGACCGCCACGACGAGCGACGCCGGCGCGGGCUCCACGCUUGUGGGAUGCUGUCCAAGCGGCUACGCGUUCAUCACCUUCGUGGGCCCGAAUCGCAUGGGCCAGUGCAUAUCAGAUGUCCGCCCCAACCAGGUCCUCACCUGGGCCGAGCCCGUCUCCGCCAUGAGCGGCGCCUGGGAGUACACCAGCUUCGCGCCCCAGCUGUCGACCGUCGACGGCAUGCACAUCAACGGGUGGGUCUUCAACGCCGUCGACACCGCCGCCGCGACGGGUACCCGGACCGGCGGAGACGGCCAGAGUGCAGACCAGGAGGCGGGCAGCAGCAGCAGCAGCAGCAGCAGCCGAAGCGGCUGGACGUCGACGACCAAGGUGGCCGUGGCGGUCGGCGUGCCGCUCGGGGUCCUCGCCCUGGCGGGACUGGCUCUCGCCCUGUUCUUCUAUCGCAGGAGGGGAAUGACUUCGAAGGCCAAAGCGGAAGCGACGGAUGAUCAGGUCGCGAGCCUUCCUGUACCGUCCGUGUCGCCGCUCGACACGCAGGGCCGCGCCGAGAGUAGCAGCCCGAACGAGGUCGCGAGUGUGGAGAAGCCGAUUGAAGUUCUCAGCGAGGAGAGGCGGACAGAGGUAGCUAGCGAGGAGAGGCCAACAGAGAUGGUCACGGAUGCCAUGUCGGAGAUGCCGGCGCCUCAUGCCGUUGCGGAGCUUCCAGCGAGGACGUAG